UUCGCCAACAUAGCCAGCUACCAGGACCUGUUGGGCAGCCAUCAUCAACUGCUCAUUGCCGCCACAGCAGCAGCCACCGUCGCCGCUGUCGCAGUCGAGCCGCCUCCGCCGACGACGCCGCCACAACUGCCGCAAUUGACGACGACGCCACCCAUAGUCACCACCAACAUCUCAAUACCCAACAACCCGAUUCACAACAACAACACAAACACAACAAUAACAACAACAAACAACAACAACAACAACCAGCAGGCGGUGUUCGAAAAAGCCAUCACCAUUUCGUCGAUUGCGAUUAAACGCAGGCCGACGCUGCCGCAGACGCCAGCAAGUGCCCCACAGGUGUUGUCGCCGUCGCCGAAACGCCAGUGUGCCGCCGCCGUCUCAGUGCUGCCCGUGACCGUACCUGUGCCCGUGCCCGUAUCCGUGCAGCCCCUGCAGCCCGUACAAGUCCCAGUGCCAGCCAGCGCCCUCAAAGGACACCAUCACCAUCUGGGAAAUCAUAUUGGAAGCCAUCUAGGAACUCAGCUGCAACAGCAUCCCCACCAUCCACAUCAUCAGCUGAGCUUUGCCCAUCCCACACAGUUUGCGGCCGCCGUUGCAGCCCACCAUCAGCAGCAGCAGCAGCAGCAACAGCAGCAGCAGCAGCAGGUGCAACAGCAACAAGUUGCUUACGCAGUAGCGGCAGCACAGCAGCCACAACUGCAACAGCAGCAGCAGCAACAAGUGCAGCAGCAACAGCAGCAGCAGCAGCGUCUGGCACAGUUCAAUCAAGCGGCAGCAGCUGCCUUGCUCAAUCAGCACUUGCAACAUUCGGCGGCAGUGCACCAGCAGCAAGUGGUGCAACAUCAACAGCAGCAACAGGCAGCAGCAGUAGCAGCACAACAACAGAUACAGCAGCAACAACAACAACAGUCGUUGGCCCACUACGGCGGCUAUCAGCUGCACAGGCACUCGCCGUACGUGCAACAGCAGCAGCAGCAGCAGCAGCAGCAGCAGCACAUUCUGCUGAGUGGCGGCAGCAGCAAGCAGAGGGAAAACAACAACAGCCAACAGUCCGCACCAGCAGCCGUUGCAGUUGCAGCUGCAACAACACCAGCAACAGCCACCGUUGCCGCUGUACCCACAAGCGGCGGCAGCAGCAGUUUACCGGACAGCCCCGCCCACGAAUCGCAUUCACACGAAUCGAACUCUGCGUCGGCCUCUGCGCCUACGACACCCUCACCGGCAGGUAGUGCCACAACAACAGCAACAACAGUUGCAGCAACAACAGCAGGAGGAGUCAGCGAUAGCAACAACAAUCUCGCCGCCGCUGCCAUAAUGGAAAAUCAAAUGGCACUCGCCCCCUUGGGACUCUCGCAGAGCAUGGACUCCGUGAAUACGGCCAGCAAUGAGGAAGAGGUUCGCACACUUUUUGUCAGCGGUUUGCCUAUGGAUGCCAAGCCGCGUGAACUUUAUUUACUAUUCAGAGCCUACGAGGGCUACGAAGGAUCUCUAUUGAAAGUGACUAGCAAAAAUGGCAAAACUGCAUCGCCCGUGGGCUUUGUGACAUUCCAUACAAGAGCUGGUGCAGAGGCAGCCAAACAGGAUCUGCAGCAGGGUGUACGCUUCGAUCCCGAUAUGCCCCAAACAAUUCGCUUGGAAUUCGCCAAGAGUAACACGAAAGUGAGCAAACCCAAACCACAGCCCAAUACAGCGACAACAGCCUCACAUCCUGCAUUGAUGCACCCACUCACUGGACAUCUGGGUGGGCCGUUCUUUCCGGGCGGACCAGAGUUAUGGCAUCAUCCGUUAGCAUAUUCGGCAGCAGCCGCCGCUGAUCUACCGGGCGCUGCAGCACUGCAGCAUGCAACAUUAGUGCAUCCGGCCCUGCAUCCGCAGGUGCCAGUUCGCUCCUAUCUCUGACUAAAUACAGACAAAGUAAUGGAGCAGCCUAUGCAUCAAACUCAAAUGACCAUGCCGCAACAUCAUCAGACCACUGCUACUGCUAUACAUCCGGGUGCAGCUGCAAUGGCACAUAUGGCCGCUGCUGCGGCUGCUGCUACUCCACAGAAUGCUGCGGCUACGGCCGCUGCUGCUGCACAACAUCAUCAUUUUUUAUCGAGUCCAGCGUUGGCCAGUCCCGCCGGUUCCACAAAUAAUGCCACACAUCCACAGGCAAAUCCACAGAUUGCAGCCAAUGCGCCCUGCUCCACCCUGUUUGUGGCCAAUCUCGGGCAAUUUGUCUCCGAGCAUGAACUCAAGGAGGUCUUCUCUAGAGGAGCGGGUAUGGAAUCACGGCAUGAUUUGCUUGCUAAGAAACUAGAAAGAGAAAUGCAACAACAACAGCAGCAGCAGCAGCAACAGCAACAGACGCAAGUACAUCAGCAACAACAGCAGCAACAUGCAGCAGCAGCAGCAGCAGCGGCAGCGCAGCAUUACCAUCAGCAGGCAGCGCACCACCAUCAUCAGCAGCAGCAGCAGCAACACCAGCAACAGCAGCAACAGCAGCAACAACAGCAGCAGCAACAGCAACACCUGAGCCACCAUCAUCAGCAUCAUCAUCAUCAUCACCAUCAGCAGCAACAGUUCUUGAUGACGCCGACAGCAACCUGACGAUUCCAACUCCAAGGAGGAGGAGGAGCAACGCAUUUGCUGCAGCACCACCAGCAGCCGCUGCAGCAGCAGCAGACACAUCACAUCUACUCGUAUGUGUUGCCGGCAGUCAGUCACAUAGCAGCCUGAUGGGCUGACACAUUUGAGUUUGAGUUCAUAGGUCAAUAGGAGCUCCCGCAUGCAACGGAUUCAUGCGAUAAGAAGAGAGGAGGCAAAAAACAAAUUAAAAACAAGAAAAAAACUUUAGUUCUAGAACAAAAGCAAACAAACAACAGAAAAACUUAAAAAAAAACUAUAAAAAAUGAAAGAACAAAAAAAAGAAAGUUAAUUUAUAGCUGAGAAGGAAGGAAAACGUUGAGAGAGAGAGAGAGAGAGAGAGAAAGCGAAAACCCCCGUAAUCCCAGUUUAGUGAAAUUUUUCGACAGAUGAAAGAAAAGCAGCAGCAGAAGGCAGAAAAGCAACAGAAGAUUGUAGAGGAACCAAAAAA
This is a messenger RNA of Drosophila guanche, 3079 nucleotides long. RefSeq names its product protein couch potato (gene cpo). Gene Ontology annotation, molecular function: mRNA binding. The transcript is spliced from 8 exons. The record is from RefSeq and is a predicted model, not a curated record. The annotation marks the transcript as partial. Lineage: Eukaryota; Metazoa; Arthropoda; Insecta; Diptera; Drosophilidae.